UCCAAGGGUCGUCCAGGGUGGGGAGCCAGAGCUGCGGGUGCAGGGCAGGGCGGGGCGAGUGGCGCGUUACUAGUGCCUUUCGCGUUGCAUUCCUGGGAUUGCCUCGCUGCACUCUAUUUGCACCGGCUCUGAGUCUGCCAAGUAAGGAAACUGAGGGCGAGAAGUGGGAGGAGGUGCCAUCUGCAGGCCAGGGCACCUGCACCCCUCCCGGCUGCACCUGUCCGCAGGCGGUUCCCUGGAGGAGGAGCCCGGCACGAGGAGGUGGAGCCAGGGCAGCCCCUGGGAGCCCGACACCCUUCUCCAGGAUAAGAGGCAGAUUCUGACAGGAACCCCAGCAGCCCCACAGGCAGAAAGUUCUGGGCGCAGCCUCAUGGAGGAGAAGCAAAUUCUGUGCGUGGGGUUGGUGGUGCUGGACAUCAUCAAUGUGGUGGACAAGUACCCGGAGGAGGACACGGAUAGCAGGUGUCUCUCCCAGAGAUGGCAACGUGGAGGCAACGCGUCCAACUCCUGCACCGUCCUUUCCCUGCUCGGAGCCCCCUGUGCCUUCAUGGGCUCGCUGGCCUCUGGCCCUGUUGCCGAGGUCCCUUAGUGGCCCUGCCAGCUGCCCUCCAGUCCCCCAAACCCUUGCCGAACUGCACCUCCCCUGGGUUACUCCACCCUGGCAGUUUUGUCCUGGAUGACCUCCGUCGCUAUUCUGUGGAUCUACGCUACACGGUCUCUCAGACCAUGGGCUCCAUCCCCAUCUCCACCGUCAUCAUCAACGAGACCAGUGGUAGCCGCACCAUCCUCCACGCCUACAGCUUCCUGGUGGCUGACUUCAGGCGGCGGGGCAUAGAUGUGUCUCAUGUGGCCUGGCAGAGCAGAGGGGAUACCCCGUGCUCUUGCUGCAUCGUCAACAACUCCUGUGGCUCCCGUACCAUUGUGCUCUACGACACGAACCUACCAGAUGUGUCUGCUAAGGACUUUGAGAAGGUCGACCUGACCCGGUUCAAGUGGAUCCAUAUUGAGGGCAGGAAUGUAUCAGAGCAGGUAAAGAUGCUGCAGCGGAUAGAACAGCACAAUGCCAGGCAGCCUUCUGAGCAGAAGAUCCGGGUGUCCGUGGAGAUAGAGAAGCCCCGGGAGGAGCUGUUCCAGCUGUUUGGCUAUGGAGAGAUGGUGUUUGUCAGCAAAGAUGUGGCCAAGCACCUGGGAUUCCAGUCAGCAGUGGAAGCCCUGAAGGGCUUGUAUGGUCGUGUGAAGAAAGGGUCUGGGGUGGGCCAACCUUCAUCUGAGUGGAAGUCUUACAGGGCCACCCUUAUCUGUGCCUGGGCUGAGGAGGGUGCUGAUGCCCUGGGCCCUGAUGGCCAGCUGCUCCAUUCGGAUGCCUUCCCACCACCCCGGGUAGUGGACACUCUAGGGGCUGGCGAUACCUUCAAUGCCUCUGUCAUCUUCAGCCUCUCCAAGGGCAAGAGCAUGCAGGAGGCACUGAGAUUUGGCUGCCAGGUGGCUGGCAAGAAGUGUGGUCUGCAGGGGUUUGAUGGCAUCGUGUGAGAGCCAUGUGGCAGGAGACACCAGCUCACCCCUCCCUAGAAGGCUGGCAUCACUGGCUACCACUGUCUUCUCCCUUCUGUCCAGCCUGGCAUCCAGGCUGCCUUGUACCCAGGCAAAUGUGGGCUGUGAGAAGGACUCUGCCUGGGUCCUGUGUCCUUUGUCUCUUCCUCUCCCCAUAUCUCCCCCUGCAGAGCCUCAGAGCAAAUAAAUCUUCCCCCGAGCCAG
This is a messenger RNA of Sciurus carolinensis (gray squirrel), 1755 nucleotides long. It is a transcript of the gene Khk, whose product is annotated as ketohexokinase. Lineage: Eukaryota; Metazoa; Chordata; Mammalia; Rodentia; Sciuridae. The transcript is spliced from 9 exons. The record is from RefSeq and is a predicted model, not a curated record. Gene Ontology annotation, biological process: fructose metabolic process. Gene Ontology annotation, molecular function: ketohexokinase activity. Bases 478 to 1530 code for a protein of 350 amino acids.